AUGCACCAGAGCCAGGUAAAGAUGCACCAGAGCCAGGUAAAUAUGCACCAGAGGCAGGUAAAGAUGCACCAGAGGCAGGUAAAGAUGCACCAGAGCCAGGUAAACAUACACCAGAGGCAGGUAAAGAUGCACCAGAGCCAGGUAAAGAUGCACCAGAGCCAGGUAAAGAUGACCCAGAGGCAGGUUAAGAUGCACCAGAGCCAUGUAAAGAUGCACCAGAGGCAGGUAAAGAUGCACCAGAGGCAGGGAAAGAUGCACCAGAGGCAGGUAAAGAUGCACCAGAGGCAGGUAAAGAUGCACCAGAGGCAGGUAAAGAUACACCAGAGCCAGGUAAAGAUGCACCAGAGCCAGGUAAAGAUGCACCAGAGCCAGGUAAAUAUGCACCAGAAGCAGGUAAAGAUGCACCAGAGCCAGGUAAAGAUGCACCAGAGCCAGGUAAAUAUGCACCAGAGGCAGGUAAAGAUGCACCAGAGGCAGGUAAAGAUGCACCAGAGCCAGGUAAAGAUGCACCAGAGCCAGGUAAAGAUGCACCAGAGCCAGGUAAAGAUGAACCAGAGGCAGGUAAAGAUGCACCAGAGGCAGGUAAAGAUGCACCAGAGGCAGGUAAAGAUGCACCAGAGGCAGGUAAAGAUGCACCAGAGGCAGGUAAAGAUUCACCAGAGGCAGGGUAAGAUGGUGAAGGGAAGGGGCAGGCUCAUGGAUCUGGUGGUGAGAGCUGGAUCUGAGGUGGCUGUCACCAUGGAGCACUCAGCUAAGGUUGUGAAGAUGUGGAGCUGGGUUUUCCCCCUGGCGUUCCUGCUGUCCUCAGUGCACCAGGCUGAAGCCCAAGCCUACUCUAGCCCACGACUCCCAGAGCUAAGAUACAGAGACUCACUAAUGCACAUCUCCUCAGGCAGGUGUAAUAAUGUUGGACCAGCAGACAUAGUGUUCCUGAUAGAUGGCUCGUCCAGUAUCGGCAGGGCCAACUUCCUGCAGGUCAAGGGCUUCAUGGCCGGUAUUGUCAAGCCCUUCACCAGCUCCGUGGGCCAAUCAGGGAUCCGCUUCGGCGCUGUGCAGUACAGCGACACCUCAAGAGUGGAGUUCACCUUCACCACGUACCUGAAUGGCACAGAGCUGGUCAGCGCUGUGGAAAACCUCAACUAUAAAGGAGGCAACACUCGCACCGGUGCUGGCCUCAAAUUUGUCGCUGACAACUUCUUCAACCCCACUUCCAUCCGGAAUGUCUCAAAGGUCUGUAUACUGAUCACAGAUGGGAAGUCUCAAGACAGUGUAAGGGACCCAGCUCAGAAGCUGCGGAGUCUGGGAGUGGAGAUGUUUGCAGUGGGUAUAAAGAGUGCAGACCAGACUGAGUUGGCUCUGAUAGCCACUCCUCCUCAGAGAGACUACACAUUCUUUGUGGGGGACUUUAAGUUGCUUAACACACUGCUCUCCCUGGUGGGCCCGCGUGUUUGUUCCAGCUCUGGUGGAGUGUACGCUAGCGAUGAUGCCUUCUCCGGUCCCUCUAACCUCCAGUUCUCAAGCCAGACCUCUGAUUCGCUCAGGUUCCGGUGGACUCCUGCAGGGGGGCCUGUGACUGGCUAUGUGGUGCAGUACACGCCCCUCUCUGGCCUUGGCCAGCCAAUCACAGCGGAGCUGCGUCAGGAGACAGUGUCUGCAAGUCAGAGGAGCUUCGUGGCUAGAGAGCUGAAGUCAGGGACAGACUACCUGGUGACGGUCAUCGCCCAGUAUCCCAACAGUGUAGGAGAGCCUGUGUCCGCCAAGGCAAGAACCAACUCGCUACCGGGGGUGUCUGGUCUUCGUCUGGUCCAGGCUGGUUUCUUCUCCCUCUCCCUGACCUGGGACGCUCCCACCUCACAGUUCCAGGGCUACCGACUCACCUAUGGACCCCGAGGUCAGCCCAAGGCCCAGCUAUUGGAGCAGUCUCUGGCUGCAGACUCUACUUCUGUCACCCUGGAGAGGCUACUGCCCGACACAGAGUACGUCCUCACCCUCUACCCGCUGUUCCCCCGAAACUCUGCCUCCCCCGCCACCCUCACGUCACGGACAUUGCGUCUAGAAGCGGCCCAGCAGCUGUCAGUGGAUACUGUGUCAGAGCGUAGUGUCCGGGUGUUGUGGAGAGGAGUGGGUGGAGCCAGGGCCUACAGACUGGUCUGGGGACCAUUCACCGGUCGUGAUGUGGAAUCUGUGGAGGUGGCUGGUGACAGUGAGACUCACACCCUGUUGAACCUGCAGCCAGACACUGAGUACAUUGUCACUGUCAUCGCUCUCUACGAAGGCAACACAGAGGGUCCUGGUGCUACCACCAGGUUCAAGAUAGAGCGUCUGGAGCAGCAGGUGCUGAGGGCAGCCACCACCGGGCCCUCCUCCAUCCGCCUCACCUGGAAUUUCAUCCAGUCUGCCAGGGGAUACCGCCUGGAGUGGAGGCAGGGAGAAGGUGGCAGAAUGCAGAGUCAGUCGUUCUCCAGGAACACCACUAUUUAUGAUCUGUCAGGGCUGCAGCCCAGCACUGAGUAUGUCAUCACCUUGUUCACCCUGUAUGAGGGACGAGAAGAGGCCACCCCCGUCUCCACCUCUCCCACAGUGGAACAGCCGGUGGGGAGGGUGUCCAACCUGCGAGUGGUAGAGUACCUGGGCAGCACUGUGCGACUGGGAUGGACAGGGGUUGCCGGUGCAACGCAGUACCGUAUCCUCAUGGUCAACACUGAAGCGCAAACAGAGGAAACCCGCAGUAUCCCUGGAAGCCAGACGACCCUUGACCUUAAGGGUCUGACGGAGGGCGUAUCUUAUGGGGUCAGCGUGACAGCUGUGGUGGGAGACAGCGAGGGGGACCCAGUCACUGUCUACAUCAAAGCAGAUGCGGAGCAGUCCCGUGUUCUGGGGCCAGAGGCCUCGUCCUAUACGGUGGAGGGGCUGCAGCCAGACACAGCUGUGGUCCUGGGCGUGGCGGCUGUGAUUGGUCAACGUAUCGGGGAGGUGGUCACCCUCUCGGCCAGGACCAAUGGCAACAACGGCUCAAGCACGGUUAGCGGCCUGCGUAUCAUUGAUGUCACCUCUCAGAGGAUACGCAUCACAUGGUCACCAGUUUCCAGGGCAACUGGCUACAAGAUUACCUGGCGCAGUGGAAAUGGAGUGGAGUCCUCCCGUACGGUGGCCGCUGAUGUCACUUCCUUCACCAUCGACAGCCUUCAGGAAGACUCCUCCUACCGGGUCUCAGUCUCCUCACUGAUUGGGUCUCGGGAAGGAUACCCCACCUCCCUGAACACCAGAACAGAGUCAGACCAAGUGGUAGUGGGAACAGUGACUUCACUCAAAGCCCAAGAGUCCCGCGGUGAGGUCGUCAGAGUAACAUGGGUGGGCGUGCAGGGAGCAACAGCCUAUCGUGUGGCCUGGAAGCGAAUUGACGGUGGGGAGGAGAGGAGCCAGCUGGUAGGUGGUGAGCUCACAGCGGUGGACCUGGAGCAGCUGGACCCAGGGGCUCAGUACGAGGUGCAGGUCAUGGCUCUGGUUCAGAACAGAGAGGGAUCACCAGUCUCUGUCAGAGUCACAACACCUGGGGAACCUGUUGCUGUGGACCGUGUGGAGGGGGUCAGGGUGCUGGAGGCUACCCCAGGGGUGCUGCGUCUGGUCUGGAGAGGAAUGGCUGGGGUCACAGGGUACCGCAUCUACUGGAGAUCAGCCCUGGGUGAGGCUGAAUCCAGCCGUCUGAUAGGUCGAGGUGCGACCUCGUUUGACCUGGAUGGUCUGCGGCCUGGGGUGAGCUACACAAUGAGGCUGGCUGCCAUCUUCAGGGACAGAGAGAGUCAAGCUGUCACUAUCACUGCCUCCACAGCUCCCCUACAGCCUGUAACAGGUCUGCGUGUGGCGGAGGUUACCCAGAAUUCUGUGUUGUUAGGCUGGGUUCCACUGACUGGUGCCACAGGAUAUAUCCUGCGCUGGAAAGAGGAGAGAGAUACUGGUCCGGGUCAAUCCACCACGCUGCCUGGGUCAUCCAGCUCCUACAGGGUGACAGGGCUACGUCUGGGCCUGAGAUACCGCUUCACCCUGCAGCCCAACUUCCAGAGGGAGGUGGGCCCUGAGACCCCAGUGGACGAACGCACUGUGUGUGUGGGUGGUCGUCUCGACGUGGUAUUCCUGGUUCCAGCUUCCAGGGAUCGGGCCAGCCUGGCUGAUUCUCUGCUCUCCCUCCUGACCAGCGCUGCCGGCUCCCUCAGCACCAUUGGAGAACGGGACUCACAGGUGGGGAUUGUAGUGUACAGCGCCCGACCCAAGGUCUGGUUCCUGCUCAAUCGCCAUACCAACAGUGAGACGCUGCUUCAGGAGAUCCUGUCCACGCCUUUUGAGGAUGGCCCAGGGAAUGCUAUAGGCCAGGCAAUGACGUUCACCAGACAGUUCCUUCUCAGCCCCACAGCUGGUCGUAGACCCAGAGUUCCUGGUGCGGUGGUGAUCAUUGCAGAUGAAAAAUCCUCCGACAACGUCACUGUCCCAGCUAGUGUUGUCAAAGCCUCAGGUGUGACAGUGCUGGCGGUGGGUAUAGGUAGGGCGGACUCUGAGGAGCUGCGCCAGGCAGUGACAGAUGGCAGCACCCAGAACCUUCUAUAUGCCCGUGAUGCCACCCAGCUGGGCACCCUGCACGCCGACCUGGCUGACCUGCUGUGUGGCGUCGCCAGGAUACCAGAGGGAGUGGGGCCAGUGACAGAGCAGUGUACCGUACAGUGUCCUCAGGGUGACCGGGGGGAGCGAGGAGGAAAGGGAGAGAGUGGAAGAGACGGUGCUGACGGACGCAAAGGAGAGCCUGGUCGUGAUGGUUUGCCUGGCAGGGAUGGCCCCAGAGGGCCUGAGGGGCGACAGGGUCAGCCUGGCCGAAGUGAGGACCCCUCAGUGGGGGUCAGAGGGGAGAAGGGGGAUAGGGGUUUUCCUGGUCUGGAUGGGAGUCCAGGGUUGCCAGGGCGACCAGGGACCCCAGGCCCUGGAGGUGUGCCGGGUGAUCCUGGGGUUACAGGAGGACCAGGGACAAAGGGUGACAGGGGCGACAGGGGUGAGCCAGGGUCAGCUGUUUCAGGAGGAGGUCUGCCCGGGAGGAAAGGGGAACCAGGGAUCCCAGGAAUACCAGGUACCCUAGGGCGUCCAGGGAAUGACGGGGCCAAGGGCUUUGUGGGACCUGCAGGGACCCCUGGACAGGAUGGUCGCCCAGGGAUACCAGGCACCCCCGGCCUCUCCAUCAAGGGAGACAAGGGCAGCACCGGAGAGAGGGGACCUCCAGGAGUGGGCAGUGGCUUGGCUGUGAAGGGGGAGAAGGGAUCACCGGGGUCUAAUGGAAACCCAGGAGCUCAGGGUCCCAGAGGAUUUACAGGACAACAAGGAGCCAAAGGAGACAAGGGGGAGAGUGCAGAGGGGUUGCCAGGACUGGCUGGGAAGGCAGGAGAGCCUGGUGAUCGGGGGGACCGGGGCCAGCCAGGUGAGCCUGGAUCACAAGGUGACAGGGGGGAGAGAGGACCUGCCGGCUUGGCAGCAGAGAGGGGGGAGAGUGGACAGCCAGGCUCUACAGGGGCUCCAGGCCUGAGGGGUUUGCCUGGCACCAGUGGACUACCAGGGGAGAAGGGCAGUGAGGGCGCUAAAGGAGAACCUGGCCGGAGUGGUGAGCCGGGUCUGCCAGGUGCAGAGGGGCCCAGGGGCCAGAAGGGCGAUCCAGCCCAGAAAGGUGAAAAAGGUUCCCCAGGUACUGGCUCUCCUGGCCAGGCUGGAUCUAAAGGAGAGCAGGGGGAUCGGGGACUCUCUGGCUUAGCUGGAAGACUGGGGAUCAAGCUGAUGUGUUCCUAUUGGUUUUGUAGGGAGAUUCAGGUGAACCAGGAGAGAGAGGGGAGACAGGACGAGCUGGACCCGCAGGAAAGAAUGGCAUCCCAGGGAAAGAGGGGGAGUCUGGACUCCCAGGGAAGGCAGGGGAGAGAGGACUUAGGGGCCUUGCGGGUCAGCCUGGACGAGCAGGAGAGAAGGGAGACCUGGGAGACCCUGGAGAGCACGGACGAAAUGGCAGCCCAGGACCUUUCGGACCAAGAGGAGAGAAAGGAGUUGAGGUCAGAGGGAGAUGCUGGUGACCCGGGAGAGCAUGGGGGCAAAGGUCAGAAGGGCGAGGCAGGGUCCUCAGGGGCUGCGGGGCUCCGGGGUCUCGAGGGACAGCGUGGACCUCCAGGGUCGAGAGGUGACACAGGAGAGAGAGGAGGCCCAGGAGAGAAGGGAGAGAGAGGUGCGUCUGGGCUGGAUGGACGCAAUGGUCUGGAUGGCAAACCAGGGGCACCAGGAGCGGCCGGCCUGAGGGGAGACCCAGGGAAACUAGGGGAUCCAGGAAGAGAUGGGCUGCCAGGACUAAGAGGUGUACAGGGCCUCUCAGGCCCUAUUGGGCCCGCUGGAAAUCCAGGCACACCUGGCAAAGCAGGAGAAGAUGGAAAACCAGGGGCUGCUGGGAAAAUGGUGAGGGAUCAGGUGAGGAUGGCGUACCAGGGGAAGAUGGCAGAAAGGGUGACAAAGGAGAGGCUGGGGUUUCUGGAAGAGACGUUAGGCCGUGACGGGCUGAAGGGGGACCGGGGCCUUGGCGGGCCUGCAGGGCCAACUGGUCUAUCUGGGCCCCAAGGGGUCCCUGGCACCAUCGGACCUCCAGGACAGGUGGUCUAUGCGAAGGGAGCUCCAACACCAUCUAUCCCUGGCCCUCAGGGGCCUCCAGGAACCCCAGGUGUGCCUGGAAUCCCAGGGACCGUAGGAUCUAGAGGGGAGAGAGGAGCAGUGGGCAGUAAAGGUGAAAGGGAUGUGCAGAAGGCCCUCUCUAACCUUGGCAUUGAGAUGCAGGACCUGAAGGUGCUUGUGGAUAACAGCAAUGUGCCGGGCAAGAGUGUGCUGGAGAAGGCUGAGAAGGGCCAGAGAGGAGACAAGGGAGAGACCGGGCAGAGAGGACCAGCAGGGAUAGAUGGUGCCCGCGGGCUGUCUGGGGAGAGGGGUGUGAAGGGAGAGCAGGGGGAACGGGGGCCUGUAGGGGCCACAGGACCCACAGGGAGGGCCAUUGGAGAGAAGGGCCCAGUGGGACCCACGGGACAGGCUGGAGAGCCAGGAAAACCUGGAAUACCUGGAGUACCAGGGAGAGCCGGAGAACUGGGAGAGGCUGGACGACCUGGAGAUAAGGGGGAGAGAGGAGAGAAGGGUGACAAAGGAGAGGCUGGGAAAAACGGUCUAGGUGGCUCAGUGGGACCUCCUGGACCAAAGGGUGCUGCUGCAGUAGCGGGUGAAGCUGGACUCCCCGGAGCAAGGGGCCUCCCUGGGGUCACAGGACCGAAGGGAGAGCCUGGUGCCUCAGGGCCACAGGGAUCCAAAGGCGACAGGGGCCUGCCUGGGUUCCCCGGAGUGCUGGGCAGACCGGGAAACCCUGGAGAACCUGGAAUUAGAGGGCCAACUGGUCCGAUCGGUACCAAUGGACCUCCAGGUCCGUCAGGGGUAAAGGGUAAUCAAGGAGUGCCUGGGGUUGGCGUUCAGGGACCUCCUGGUCCCGAAGGCAGCAUGGGAGUGCCUGGACCUGCAGGGCCUCCUGGAGCUGUGGGUCCAUCUGGGCCUCCAGGUCUACCAGGGCAGACAGGGGAGGGUGGCAAGCCAGGGGUCCCAGGAAGAGACGGGAUACCUGGAAAAGAGGGAACACCAGGGUUGCCAGGGAAACAGGGUAUCGCUGGACCAAUGGGGUCCGCGGGGUUGAAGGGGGAGCAGGGGGACAGUGGCCCCCCAGGAAAGGCUGUAGCAGGACCCCCUGGUGUGAAAGGAGCACAGGGGGACACAGGUCUCCCGGGCCCAGCAGGCCCUCCAGGAGCCCAGGGCGUAGCAGGGACCCCUGGUCUGGCCGGCCUGAGAGGAGAGAACGGAACUCCAGGACCCCCAGGACCUCUAGGACCCAGGGGUAUCCAAGGCUUUACUGGUCAGGCAGGGAACCCUGGAGCUCCUGGGCCUCCCGGACCCCCUGGCCUAGCUGGUUCACCGGGCACUGCUGGAGGCAAAGGGGAUAAGGGUGAUACUCUCCUGGUCGGAGGACCUACAGGAGAGAAAGGAAAUAAAGGAGAGACGGGUGACCGAGGGCCCAAAGGGGUGCAGGGAGAGAAAGGCUUGAAAGGCAAUGACGGCCCAGCUGGGGAGCAGGGUCUGAGGGGUGAGCCAGGAGACAGGGGCUCUACAGGGUUCCAGGGAGCCAGAGGUCCAGGAGGACAGAAGGGAGAGGCGGGACAGCCUGGUGUACCUGGAGAAUCAGGUACACCAGGAAAAGAUGGAAUGCCAGGCUUUAGAGGGGAUAAGGGAGACGUGGGAGUAACUGGAAUGCGUGGAAUUAAGGGCGACCGAGGAUCAAAGGGGGCGUGUGGAUCAGACGGACCGAAAGGAGAAAAGGGAGAUUCAGGGAUCCAUGGGAGGUCAGGGUUGCCUGGAAGGAAAGGUGAGCAGGGAGACUUGGGGCCUCCAGGGGCCAUUGGAACCCCUGGCAAGGAGGGACUGAUCGGCCCCAAGGGUGACCGAGGCAUUGAUGGAGUACUAGGACCCAAAGGAACGCAGGGAGAGAAGGGCGAAAGGGGCCCCUCGGGUAUCCCUGGCCCUCCGGGCCCCACAGGAGUGGACGGGGCCUCUGGACUGACAGGACCUCAGGGGCCCGCUGGAGCUAAGGGCCCAGAAGGGCUCCAAGGACAGAAGGGGGAGAGGGGGCCUAUUGGUCCUGCCAAGAUUGGUCCACGUGGUAUCCCAGGUAUACCAGGAGAAAGAGGCGGGCAGGGCGAGUUGGGUCUAGAUGGAGCCAAGGGAGACAGAGGAGUGCCAGGCUUGACGGAGGAUGAGAUUCGUACAUACGUCCGCACAGAGAUGAGCCAACACUGUGCUUGUGGAGGUAUUGUUGUGACAGAAACCCUGCCCAGCCCCAGGGUACGUCCUGCUCCAGAGCAACAGCUGGCCCGGAAGGGCAAGCAGGGCAAGGACGGGCGUGAGCUGCGUGUAGUGGUGAACACCAACGACCCCGACUACGAACACUUCUACUCUAUAGAGAGUUACGACGACCCCAUGGCCAUGGAGCAGAGCAUCCACCUGACUCCCACUGCCAAUCAGAGCCAUGGUGAGAGAGUCACUGUUGACCCUCUGAAAACAAAGAGGCCACGGAGAGAGGUCAAAGGGGAAGCUCCAGUGGAUCCUUGUGUGUUGCCCCUGGAGGAGGGCAACUGUGGGAGAUUUACUCUGCGCUGGUACUUUAACAGCCAGGUCCAGGCCUGCCGACCCUUCAUCUACAGCGGCUGUGAGGGCAAUGCCAACCGGUUCCUCCAGCAGGAGACCUGUGAGGAGCGCUGCCUCGGGGAGGACACAGAGGAGAGGGUGGCUGGGGGCUGUGGUACCUCUGAGGAGAGGGGCUGGGGUGAUGGGGUACCUCUGAGGAGAGGGGGGCUGGGAGUCUGUGGUACCUCUGAGGAGAGGGGGGAUGUGGUACCUCUGAGGACAGGGGGCUGGGAGGAUGUAGUACUUCUAAGGAGAGGGGGCUGGGGGGAUGUGGUACCUCAGGAGAGGGGGCUGUGGUACCUCAGAGGAGAGGGGCUGGGGGGCUGUGGUACUUCUGAGGAGAGGGGGGCUGUGGUACCUCUGAGGACAGGGGGCUGGGAGGAUGUAGUACUUCUAAGGAGAGGGGGCUGGGGGGAUGUGGUACCUCAGGAGAGGGGGCUGUGGUACCUCAGAGGAGAGGGGCUGGGGGGCUGUGGUACUUCUGAGGAGAGGGGGGCUGUGGUACCUCAGAGGAGAGGGGCUGGGGGAAUGUGGUACUUCUGA
Molecule: messenger RNA, 9813 nt
Organism: Salvelinus namaycush (lake trout)
Lineage: Eukaryota; Metazoa; Chordata; Actinopteri; Salmoniformes; Salmonidae
Product: collagen alpha-1(VII) chain-like
Exons: 103
Coding region: 1-9813 (3270 amino acids)
Molecular function (GO): protein binding; serine-type endopeptidase inhibitor activity
Source: RefSeq, a predicted model, not a curated record